CACAAUUUUAUCAAUCUGUCUGACCAAUACUAGCUAGCUACAUUAGACAUAGAGCUUCUUGCUAGCAGAUGGCGCAGUAAAUAAAGAUUUAGCAGGCCCAAAUCUGGAAGCAGGGUUAAGUCCCAACAGUCAAAUGGUGUGGGACACUACUGUAGGUAACGGUGUGUUAAGUUAGAGUGACAGUAACGUUAAGUCAGCUUGAGGUGUGUCUGAGAGCAGAAACGCAGCACAGGACACACGACAGCCUGCAAACCUACGGCAGGACUUUCUCAACGCUAACUGGUUAAACAGCGAGCCAUCAUGCUUUCCAUCACAAGCACUAUCAUCAAAACCACCCGUGUCAUCCAGCGCGCAAGGCUGCUACACACUUCCUCUGUUGUCAAAAUGCCGAUUCAGGUUGGUGAACCUCUCCCUGCAGUGGAGGUCCAGGAGGGGGAGCCAGGAAAUAAGGUGGCCAUGGAUCAGCUCUUCAAGGGGAAGAAGGGAGUCCUCUUUGCUGUACCUGGAGCUUUCACCCCUGGUUGUUCCAAGACUCACCUCCCAGGUUUUGUGCAGCAGGCUGCGGACUUAAAGAGUAAAGGUAUACAAGAGGUUGCUUGCAUUUCUGUCAAUGAUGCAUUUGUCAUGGCUGCCUGGGGAAAGGAGCACGGAACAGAUGGCAAGGUCCGAAUGCUGGCUGAUCCUACUGGAGCGUUUACAAAGGCAGUUGACCUGCUACUUGACAGUGAUCAGAUUGUGCAGGUACUUGGGAACAAGCGAUCCAAGAGAUACGCUAUGUUGGUGGAAGAUGGAGUUGUGAAGAAGAUCAAUGUGGAGCCUGAUGGCACUGGGCUGACUUGCAGCCUGGCUUCCAAUGUUCUGUCUGAGCUGUAGGCUUAUUUAGAGCUUAUUAAACCAAACUGAGUUACUUUAAAAGUUGCACUAACAAAGCCCAGUAUUAUACUGUUCAAGCUUCCUCCUUUUCCUAAAGACGGAUGAAAAAGUCACAUGGAUGCUAAUGUCGAAAAGAGAGCUGGAAGGUAAUCAAUGCGCACAAAUAUGACAUGAAUGGAAAUUAAAAGGAAAUAGCCUUGUCCUCUGUACACUGAUCCCCGUGAGUAAAUACAAUUCACCCUGAAAGCAAUAA
Perca fluviatilis (European perch) is the source of this 1126-nucleotide messenger RNA. RefSeq names its product peroxiredoxin 5 (gene prdx5). Gene Ontology annotation, molecular function: thioredoxin peroxidase activity. Bases 301 to 873 code for a protein of 190 amino acids. Gene Ontology annotation, cellular component: cytoplasm; mitochondrion; peroxisome. The record is from RefSeq and is a predicted model, not a curated record. The transcript is spliced from 6 exons. Lineage: Eukaryota; Metazoa; Chordata; Actinopteri; Perciformes; Percidae. Gene Ontology annotation, biological process: cell redox homeostasis; hydrogen peroxide catabolic process; cellular response to oxidative stress.